CUCAAACCACGCAUCCCCAUUAACCUGAAGAUUAAAAUCACUGCCCGGCAGUCCAGCGAGCCACGCACCUGCUGUUUCGCCACUUAUCCCAAGAAUGGUCUCCCGCUCCCAACCCAAGGCGACCCGCGCCGCUGCCCCCUCGCGGCGGCGGCUGCUAACGGGCGGCUGGCGUGCACUCCAGCUGGCAGCCGUCAUGCUUGUUGCAGGCAUUGCCGCCAGCGCGGUGCUCGCGCAGCAGCUACCCCCCGCCGACCCGGCCAUGCCUACCGACGCCGUCGCCACCACCACGCUGCCCUCAGCACAGCCCGCGGCCGCAACUGACAUCCCCACCGCCGUCGGCACCACCGCAAUCCCCACCGCGGCCCCGGCCAAGCCCGCUGCAGCUGCCAAGCCUGCUGCUACUGCCAAGCCCGGCGCAGCGCCCGGUGCUGCAGCUGCAGCCAUGCCCGCCCCCGGCGGUCGCCUGCCAGCGGCCACUGCUUCCACCAUCCCCGCUUCCGUUGCGGCUGCCAUGCCCAAGGCCAUGCCCAAGGCGGCUGCGACGGCGACACCCAAGCCGGCGGCCGCCCGCCCCGUCACUGUGCCCACUGCUGCUGCCGGCGUCGCUGGUGGCCUACCCUCUGCCAUCCCGGCUGCCAUGCCCAAGGCCGCCGUUGCCACCGCGCUCCCCACCGCCGACGACGACGUGACGACCCCGUCAAAGUCCGCUGAUUCUGCUGCUGGCGCCUCGGCCGCCACGGCGGACAUCGAUGCCCCCACCACCGUUGCCGUUGACGCCCCCUCGCUGGAGGUCCGCCUGGCCACAUGCACCGACGUGGCGCCCGGCACGCGGCACACGUGCGAACAGCAGCGCAUGUUCGGCAAGUGCGAUGCCGAGUACAUGGUCCGGUAUGCUUACUGCUCCCAGACGUGCGGCCGUGCGCCCUGCAAGACUUGUGACGAUGUGCCUCCCACCUCCGAGUACAACUGCACGCAGCAGCGGGAUUUCGGCAAGUGCUGGGAGAGCUGGAUGGUGGACGGCGGCUACUGCUCCCGUGCCUGCGGCCGCGCGCCCUGCCCGCCCACCCAGGACGCAAUGGAGGACUUCGCCGUCAAGUACUCCAAGCAGCAGCCCGGCAGCACCGGCAGCGGCUCCACUGCUGGUUCAGCAACCGGCAGCAGCGGGACCACCAAGACGAGUGCUGUGCCCCUGGCUCCGUCUGUGAACAAGACCGGACCCAGCAGCAGCAACGCCAUCAGUGGCAGCAGCAACGGCAGCGGCGGCAGCAGCGGGCCUGCUCCCAAGGAGGGUGAGGACUUCAUUGACCUGCCCCAGAAGAAGUAGACUUCACGAGUAGACAAGACAGUCCUUGUAAGGGCCUUGCCUCGCAUGGCGAUGAUGCAUUUGGGUUUCAACUGUGCGGUGGCGACGGUGUGAAACAAUGAGGCAUUCGAACGUGGGUAGACUCAUGGUGGGCUGCGUGCUGAGACCGCAUUAACUGGACUUUGACUGUGAGCGCCAAACAACGGCAGAAGUCGACAUCGUAGGCCUAAGGAAGGGCUAAUAAUGCGGCGACGACGUGUCACGGAAGCCUGAGACCGCGUUGCCGGAGCAGACUUGUAACGCAUUUUGCGA
This is a messenger RNA of Chlamydomonas reinhardtii, 1615 nucleotides long. RefSeq lists its product as uncharacterized. NCBI's taxonomy places the organism in Eukaryota, Viridiplantae, Chlorophyta, Chlorophyceae, Chlamydomonadales, Chlamydomonadaceae. The transcript has 7 exons. Bases 95 to 1324 code for a protein of 409 amino acids. The record is from RefSeq and is a predicted model, not a curated record.